AUGGCGGACCCUUUCGAGGUUCGAAUGCGCUUCAGUAGCUCCCUGCAGCAUCUGAAUGCGUCCGUUACUUCAGCUCAGAAGGCGGCUCAGUAUGCCCUCAAGUACAAGGAUAUGGACGAGGAUCUGCACUCUUGUAUCCUCGAGCAACUGGAGCGAAACAACAUGAAUACGCGCGCCAAUAUCAUGUACUUCAUUGAGCAUUUCCUUGAGAUGGCACAGAAGGACAAGCACAUGGACUAUGUCCGCAUGAUGCAGCGCGACAUCAUUCGCAUCGUUGAUGCCGUCGCCCCCGAUGAUGGGUCCGGCGCCGCCAACGUCAAGGUCGUCCGAAGAGUCCUCCGAGGCCUCCAGGACAAGACCUUCCUCGAGGCACGCACAGUGACAGAGAUCGAAGAGGUCCUCAAGGAGCGCGAGACGAGCGCCCACGACGCGGGCCUCUCGUCCCCCGUCAACGGCGACGUCGAGAUGGGCGACGCGCCUCCCAGCCACGCCAUGCCGGCUAACGGCCGGGGACCCGCCGCGCGCCUGGAGAAGCGCCAGAUUGAGCAGCGCAUCGAGGAGGACCGCGAGCGUCACAAGCGGCUGCGCGAGAGCAUAUGGGCCAUCCCGCCGCACGGGAACGCAGAGAUUGACAAGAUUUGGGAUGAGACGAGCGAUUUCGGCGACGACGACCACAUCCUGGGUGAGGAGGAGUUUGCCGAGUGCUCUCAGGCUAUGAAGCACUCGUGUCCUCCUAAGCCGCCGGUCGGUCCUGCUAGUACGCGCAUUACGAAUGGAAAGAAGAACUGA
This is a messenger RNA of Colletotrichum abscissum, 789 nucleotides long. RefSeq names its product CTD kinase subunit gamma. The transcript is spliced from 3 exons. NCBI's taxonomy places the organism in Eukaryota, Fungi, Ascomycota, Sordariomycetes, Glomerellales, Glomerellaceae. Bases 1 to 789 code for a protein of 262 amino acids. Gene Ontology annotation, biological process: positive regulation of DNA-templated transcription, elongation; positive regulation of transcription by RNA polymerase I. Gene Ontology annotation, cellular component: CTDK-1 complex. The record is from RefSeq and is a predicted model, not a curated record.